AUGGCCACCGCUUAUGUCACUGUGUUCUGUAAUGCUUCUGGUGUUAAAGUUAGUUUCUUUACUGAGUUCAAGUGGCCUGUAAAGAAUCUGACUCACCUUGAUCAUUGGAAUAUGGAUUUUCUUUCUUUUGUCUCAGCUCCUGAUAAGUUGAAAUUACCAGGGCUGAGCAGGACACCUUGCUUAUACCUUCAACUCUUAUACCAACAUGCAGACAAUCUCUCGAGGGAAAUGGUUCCUUCGAUUUUCAGGCACAAGAAGUCCAAGAAGAUUGGGGUAAGAAGUGAGGAUCUUAGGGACUCACCGGAGAAAUCAAUUAAGGGAAGCGGUAUUGCUCUUUCAUCUCCAAGGCUUGUGAUACCGGCUGCAAUUCAUGGAUUGCGGGUCCUGUCUCAGCAAAAUUUUGCCGACGAUCUUUUUGAUUUCCAGCUUGUGCCUGCUAUGUCUGGGGUGUUUGUAUACGAAGCUGCUGCUCUUGUGCAAGCAUACAGAGACAACGAUGACCUGACGCUUGUCUUCCCAGAUAGCGGGGAAGUAUCAAGUGACUAA
Populus trichocarpa (black cottonwood) is the source of this 546-nucleotide messenger RNA. RefSeq lists its product as uncharacterized. NCBI's taxonomy places the organism in Eukaryota, Viridiplantae, Streptophyta, Magnoliopsida, Malpighiales, Salicaceae. The coding region runs from base 1 to 546 and encodes 181 amino acids. The record is from RefSeq and is a predicted model, not a curated record. The transcript has 5 exons.